AUGGGUCGCUGGGGUUGGCGUCUUUUCGAAGGCGAUCAGGAUAUGGAUGAGGCCUGUUGCCUGGCAGGAUCCCUGGGGUUCCAAACCGACGACUGGGAGCACACCAUGAGCUCAAUGGUGCACCAGAUUGAUAUGCUGGCUGGCCAGGCGGCACGUGCGUUCUACAGAACGGAGGAGUACAGACGGGAGCUGCAGAACCAAAUCGUGCCCUACGUCUGCGAGAAAUUCGACACCGAUAACUUUGGCGACAGGCUCUUUGCUGCUUCUCGUGCCCAGGAGGAUGACCGGGUAAUCCCUUAUACAAAGUACAGGACCGUCAUCCUGGGCGCGCUCAUGAUGCGUGCUGGGGCCAGAAUCAGGGCUGAGGAUCUCCAGCACUUGAAGGAUCUGGUGCCGCAGAUUCAUUGCAACUCACGGUUUGCGUUGCCAAUCUGCGACGAAGGAUUCCGUAGUCCCGGUCGAGCUCAGUUUCUCGCGGCUCUAGACCAUUACCAGGCUGGUGUGCCACGCAACUAUCAGGAGCCAAGGUAA
Messenger RNA from Aspergillus caelatus, 531 nucleotides. RefSeq lists its product as uncharacterized. Bases 1 to 531 code for a protein of 176 amino acids. The transcript has 2 exons. The record is from RefSeq and is a predicted model, not a curated record. Lineage: Eukaryota; Fungi; Ascomycota; Eurotiomycetes; Eurotiales; Aspergillaceae.